AGAUACAGGUCCAAAGUGGAAGAAGUAUGUUGGGCCUACAAGGGGAUUGCGCUUGCGUUUCCGUCCGAGCACGGGGAUCCGAGCAGAUAGAUAGUGGAUUUUGGUGAGGGAAGCAGCGGGCAGGGGCAUCAGGAAAAAGUCUUCCUUGGAGAGAAAUCUCUCCUCCCUUUCUCUCUCUCUCUCCUUCUCCCCUUCUUCUUCUUCUCCUCCCCCUUCUUCGUCUCUCUCGGGGGACGUUGCAUCGGAGGAGAUGCUGAGGAAGGCCUCCUCCAAAUUAGAUCUGGCUCGUCCUCCUGGAGGAGGAGCUGCCAGGCACCGGCUCGACUUCGACAGGCCCAAGCCUUUCCCGAUGAGCUUUGGGCUCAUGGGCGCUGCUGUCGGGGACAAGGCCAAGACGAAGAAGAUCGCCCCGUCCUCGAGAAGCAAUUUGAUCGCGAGGCCCGAGAGCUUCCGGCAACUUGCUGCCGAGGUGAUUGUGGUGGCAAUUGACGGGAGCAAGAGCAUCACGAGGCAUGCUCUUGAGUGGGCUCUAUCGAAUGUGGUCCAGCCCGGGGAUAGGAUCAUCCUGCUAGCUCUGCUUCCUUCCAGCUCCGGAUGGAAGUUUUGGAAAUUUGCGAAAUUCGCCCGCGAUUCUUCGACGAAGGACAAGAUCCGGCAGGAGGAAACGCGGAAGUCUUGCCAGUGUAUGAUGGAGCAGCUUCAAAGCCUUUUUGAUGCGAAGAAGGUACAAACGACCGUGAAGAUUUAUCCUUCCGCAGAGAAAGGAGCAACGACGAUCGAAGCGAAGAAACUUCAGGCUACAUGGGUUGUACUUGACAGGCACUUGAAGAAGGAAGAAAAGAGGUGCUCAGACAACUUACAGUGCAAUUUGGUCAUUGUGGAUCGCUACAAUCCCAAGAUACUCCGGCUCAAUCUCAAGCAAUCUCCAGAAGCGACGCCAUUAGAAAAGGCCGCAGUUCCACCACCGUUGGCAAAGCAGGCUGAAACUCCCGCAAGCAGUCCCGAUGUGGGAACGCCUUUCACAUCUACCAGCAGAGGAAAUUCAUCAUGCUCCGAGUCCAGCACCUCCCCAUUCUCAGGCACAGAACCUGGCAGCUAUCAAACGACUACUCCUGAAAGCUUUGGUGUGACCAUCGAGGACGUACGUCGUCCGGAAUAUGGUGCGUCAGAAUCCGAUAGCGACGACCCGACGGUUGUCCCAAGACGGUGGAGAAACUCAUCCAGGAAUCUCUCGACUAAGGACCACUCUAAGAACAAAGAAUACAAGGAGGCACGACAAGCUGAAGGUAAGAGAAGCAGCACACCAGUUCAAAGAGCAAGAAUCAGUCCAAUCAAGCAACGGAUUUCUUCAGACUCCCGGCUGUCUACAAGUAUGAGAGAGGGCAGCUCCAGGCAAAGCUUGAAAACUAUUCUGAACCCUGCCGCUCCGCGAUUAAGCAGCAGUGGUACUGCUCCGAAGCUAGCGCUGUCUGAUUUGCUCACAUCCUGCAAGCUCAGCUCAGAACUGGACGAGAGAAACAACCGGCCAAAUUGCGAAGAAGCCACAAGCAUAAGAAGAGCUGUGUCUUUGACGACACACUCUCCGUUAGAGCCACCACCUCUGUGCUCGAUCUGCCAGCACAAAGCACCUGUCUUCGGCCGACCUCCCAGAGAGUUCACGUUCGAAGAGCUCGAGCUCGCCACAGGUGGUUUCUCCCAGGCCAACUUUCUGGCGGAAGGUGGCUUUGGCUCGGUGCACAGAGGCGUUCUUCCUGAAGGCCAAGUCGUUGCAGUUAAGCAGCACAAGCUCGCGAGCUCGCAAGGCGACGUCGAAUUCUGCUCAGAGGUGGAGGUUUUGAGCUGUGCUCAACACCGAAACGUUGUCAUGCUUAUCGGCUACUGCAUGGAGGACAGCAGGCGUCUUUUGGUCUACGAGUUUAUAUGCAAUAACUCUUUGGAUGCUCAUCUUUACGGUAAAACCAUGGAUCCACUGGAGUGGAAAUACAGACAAAGGGUUGCUAUCGGUGCUGCUCGAGGAUUACGGUAUCUGCACGAGGAAUGCCGAGUCGGCUGCAUUGUUCACAGAGACAUGCGUCCUAACAACAUUCUUCUAACACAUGACUACGAACCUAUGGUUGGUGAUUUUGGUCUAGCUAGAUGGCAACCAGAUGGAGAACUUGGAGUUGAAACCCGCGUUAUUGGCACCUUCGGGUAUUUAGCACCUGAAUAUACACAAAGUGGUCAGAUCACAGAAAAGGCAGACGUUUACUCGUUUGGAAUAGUGCUCUUGGAGCUUGUAACUGGCCGCAAGGCCAUCGACAUUUCGCGUCCAAAGGGUCAGCAAUGCCUCACGGAAUGGGCUCGUCCAUUGUUGAGAAAACGAGUCUACCGGGAGCUAGUCGACCCCAAACUUUGCGGCGAGUUUGAGAAGGACGAAGUGACCUGUAUGCUCCAUGCUGCUUUCCUGUGCAUAUCACGGGAUCCAAACACACGGCCACGGAUGUCCCAGGUUCUUCGGAUUCUCGAGGGCGAGAUGACAAUCGACCCAGCUCCAGCCUCAUCUCUCAGCGACGAAGAUAUCCCUUCCAGGCCAGUGAGCGAGCCGACGCGGCGGUCGACGAGCGCCAUCUCCAGCCGGAAGAACAGGUACAUUCCCAGCAGCGUCGGCCACUACAGCUCGGGAGCUGCCAAGGAAGAUGGAGCUCUCGCAAGGCCAAACUCUGGCAACUUGACACUAGAAGAGCUCAAGGCUGCGUAUCGACACAAGCUCGGUCAUCGCAGGCUCUCCCUGGGCGAUGCUUUGUAACAUAGCAUUGUGAUUUUGCGCUUAUAUACUAUGUAAAUUGCGAAGAGAGAUGAUUUUGUUAGUAUUCUUUUUCGGCGGUC
Messenger RNA from Selaginella moellendorffii, 2865 nucleotides. Its product is annotated as inactive protein kinase SELMODRAFT_444075-like. Gene Ontology annotation, biological process: protein phosphorylation. Bases 251 to 2785 code for a protein of 844 amino acids. The transcript is spliced from 10 exons. NCBI's taxonomy places the organism in Eukaryota, Viridiplantae, Streptophyta, Lycopodiopsida, Selaginellales, Selaginellaceae. The record is from RefSeq and is a predicted model, not a curated record. Gene Ontology annotation, molecular function: ATP binding; protein kinase activity.